AUGAAGAGAGGCCUUGGGGCUUUGUACGGUGCUGGCUGUCACUGUGGCAGCCCUCACACUGAAGUCCAAAGCAGAGUUGUGAGCAUACUUUCCUAUCCUACUUCCCAGGUACUAGAACCUUACUUCACUGUCUGCCCAAGGUUGGAUAAAGAAGGUUCCGAACCUGGGAAAGGUCUGUGGGGUCCUCUCCAGUUCUUGGUUCCACUGUUUCAGGCAGAAGUAAACUGUGGAGCUUGUACAAUUGUGUGGGCUCAGGCGGGCCAAGUAUGGCGUUCCCUGCCUCGAGGAUGGAUGCUGUGGGACCCGCCGGAAGGGACCGUGAGGGUCGUGCGGCGCCAGCAAGAGGCAGUGUGGCGGGCUUCAGGGCUCGCAGGCUUCAGCACUGCCAUGCUGCCACCCCCGGGGCCAUCGGGUCCCGAGCCGCCCAAGGGCCUGAAGGACCCAGCACACCCCUCCCAGCAUGGGCCUGUUUCCUGGAAGUCUCUAGCAGUCACGUUUGGAGGAGCUUUGCUGGCUGGGAUAAAGUACUUCAAGAAAGAAAAGACGGAGAAGCUGGAGAAGGAACGACAGCAAAGCAUCGGAAAGCCUCUUCUUGGGGGACCAUUUUCCCUCGUAACUCACACUGGGGAGCCUAAAACUGAUAAAGACUUCCUGGGCCAGUGGGUGUUGAUUUAUUUUGGUUUCACUUAUUGCCCUGACAUCUGUCCAGAAGAACUAGAAAAAAUGAUGCAAGUCGUGGAUGAGAUAGAUGAUAUUCCCAGUCUGCCAACUUUACUCUUCAUUACCAUUGACCCAGAGAGGGACACAAAAGAAGCCAUUGCAAAUUAUGUAAAAGAAUUUUCUCCCAAACUGAUCGGCUUGACAGGCACCAAAGAAGAGAUCGAUCAGGUCGCCAGAGCCUACAGAAUGUAUUACAGCCCAGGCCCCAGAGACGAGUAUGAGGUCUACAUUGUGGAUCACACAAUAAUAAUGUACUUGGUUGUACCAGAUGGUGAGUUUCUAGAUUAUUUUGGCCAGAACAAGAAGAACUCAGAGAUCGCCGGCUCGAUUGCUGCACACAUGCGGGCACACAGGAAGAAGAGCUAG
Lepus europaeus (European hare) is the source of this 1086-nucleotide messenger RNA. Its product is annotated as protein SCO1 homolog, mitochondrial-like. Gene Ontology annotation, biological process: mitochondrial respiratory chain complex IV assembly. NCBI's taxonomy places the organism in Eukaryota, Metazoa, Chordata, Mammalia, Lagomorpha, Leporidae. The record is from RefSeq and is a predicted model, not a curated record.